Molecule: messenger RNA, 4538 nt
Organism: Cavia porcellus (domestic guinea pig)
Lineage: Eukaryota; Metazoa; Chordata; Mammalia; Rodentia; Caviidae
Gene: Neurod4
Product: neuronal differentiation 4
Exons: 6
Coding region: 1073-2068 (331 amino acids)
Biological process (GO): positive regulation of transcription by RNA polymerase II; camera-type eye development; nervous system development
Cellular component (GO): nucleus
Molecular function (GO): DNA-binding transcription factor activity, RNA polymerase II-specific; E-box binding; protein dimerization activity
Source: RefSeq, a predicted model, not a curated record
CAGGCUGUCCAGUUGUGGAAGCCCAGGCAGAGCCUGCUGGGCUGGUGUUUGUGUGGGGACCCAGCACUGACCUUGUGGGAUCUGGGGGCUGGGUAGGAAUGGGAAGGUCUAGGAGAACAGAAAAUACAAAAAGAGACGGAGCAAUGGGUAAAUACGCAAAUGUUUGGCAAACAGGCAGUAGGUAGUAACCCUCUCCACACGCUCACUCUCACUGAAACACACACUGCUCACACACUCACACAUUGCUGCCUCUGCCAGGCGGCUUGGAGCUAAAAAUAGGCCAGGCCGGGAGGCUGGGCCAUUGCCCUGGACUCCCACCCAUGAGCCAAGGCUCUCACAGUGCCUUGCAGAUCACUCAGCUUGGACCCCCGUCCCUGGACAGCUUCCCCUCUGGGCCCCCAGUGUCAUUCUCUCCAUCCCGCACCCACGCCCCACUCCAAAGGGCAGGAGUUGGGAAUCAGUAUCCACGUGUUCAGACUUGCAGGGAAAGGGAGCCUGAGGUCCGCAGACCCCACCGCUCCUCUCCCCAAGCCCCAGGCCUCUCGGUUGGCCUCAGCCCCUUCUUGUUACCACUCCCGAGAGCCAGCAUAUGUAUUUACUUUUCCUGGCUUGCAUUUGUGAGGAUUUUCAGUGCUACAUUGAAAAGUAGAGGAUUUGAGAGCUUCUCCAAGAACCCCCCUGAACUUGAUGACAAUAUCAUCUAUAGACCCAGAAGGGAAAACCGGAAGUUCUGAGGCCAAACCACCAAAGUUAGGUUGUACCCCUCCGUCACAGGGAACUGGAGACUCUGGUAGAAAAGUACACAUCAGCCCCCAGGAGCUUUGAGAAAGAUGAACAAAUGGAGAAGAGGAAGAGAGACGGCCUGGGGAGAAAAUCUGAAAGGAAAUGAUUCACAAAGGAGAGAAAGUGAAACCGAAAUGUAACCCCCACCCAAACGGAAAGAGGCCAUCCUCUGGGUCACAGAGGAAAAGGCUCAUCUUUCUCAGGCACCUGUCCUUGCCGCAGUCCUCCUCCCACAGCCUGCCUCCUCUGGUUUAGAAGACAAAGCAAUGAGACAACGCAUAAACUGGAAAUGGCAAAAACUUACAUGAAAACCAAGGAAAUUGUGGAGCUGGCCAACACACAGUCCUUCAUGGACAAGGGUCUGAGCUCUCAAAAUGAGAUGAAGGGAGAGGAAAGAAGACCAGGUGCUUAUGGGUUGCUUGGAAGCAUGACUGAAGAGCAUGACAGUAUUGAAGAGGAAGAAGAAGAGGAAGAAGAUGGGGAAAAACCUAAGAGAAGAGGUCCCAAGAAAAAGAAGAUGACUAAAGCUCGGCUUGAGAGAUUCAGGGCUCGAAGAGUCAAGGCCAAUGCUAGAGAACGGACCCGGAUGCAUGGCCUGAAUGAUGCCCUAGACAACCUCAGGAGAGUCAUGCCAUGUUACUCUAAAACUCAGAAGCUUUCCAAGAUUGAGACUCUGAGACUGGCUAGGAACUACAUUUGGGCUUUGUCUGAAGUCCUAGAGAGUGGCCAGACACCUGAAGGGAAGGGUUUUGUGGAGAUGCUCUGUAAAGGGCUCUCUCAGCCUACAAGCAAUCUAGUGGCUGGAUGCCUCCAGCUGGGCCCACAGUCUAUUCUCCUGGAGAAGCAUGAGGACAAAUCUCAGAUUUGUGACUCUACUAUCUCUGUACACAACUUCAAUUAUCAGUCUCCAGGGCUCCCCAGCCCUCCUUAUGGUCAUAUGGAAACACACCUUCUUCAUCUCAAACCUCAAGUAUUCAAGAGUUUGGGAGAGUCAUCAUUUGGGAAUCAUCCCCCUGACUGCAGUACACCCCCUUAUGAGGGCCCACUCACUCCACCUCUGAGCAUCAGUGGGAACUUCUCCCUGAAGCAAGAUGGCUCUCCUGACCUGGAAAAAUCUUACAGCUUUAUGUCACAUUAUCCUUCUGCAAGCCUAAGCUCGGGGCAUGUGCAUUCAACUCCUUUUCAGGCUGGUACCUCCCGCUAUGAUAUCCCCAUAGAUAUGUCCUUUGAUUCCUAUCCUCAUCAUGGUAUUGGAUCCCAACUCAAUACAAUUUUCACUGAUUAGGCAGUAACAUCUGCAUUUCAGAGAAUGAUGUGGAGAUAUUUCCCAUAAUCCAAAUGAUUGAGCUGAAGAUUCAGACUUUAAACAAAUGCUAUGGAUAUAUAUCAAACAAUAAUCUGAGUCCAUUUAGGACCUCUAACAUCUGUCCUCAUCUUUUGUCAUUGAUUUCUCACAUUGUAUUGAUUCCUUUAGAGUCCAUGAGUGAAAUUGUUUGAUGACUUAAAGCUAUGUGAUAACAGAAAACCUAGGCCCUAUUACGGUGGUGCCAAAAACUCAGUGAGUAAUUUCUGCCAACUAAUUUUCCUUUUACUGGUGAUAUGAAGAAGUUGUUCUAAGUUUGGAUAAUUUUUACAGACAUCCUUGGUUCUGGAGUGCCACAACUUUGCUGAAAACUCUUAUAAAUUUCUCAAAACUGAAAAAAAAGCAAUACUAGGAAAUGAACAGUAUGCAUAGAAUGAUCAAAUGGAGCACAAAGACACAUCUGUUGGUGUACAGAAUGCAAAGUUCAUUUGAACUUAGUGACAAGACUUCUUGUAUUUAUCUAAGAACAGCUUCUAGAAGUUAAAAUUCUAACUUGACUGUCACUGUGAAUAGAUUAGUUCUACUUCUCAUUGGACUAGAAAUUGAAAAUAUCUGUGUUAGCAAUUUGAAAACCACAAGAGAACAUUAUGCCUACUUUAUUCUUACAGCAUUUCAAAAGCACUUUCUUUGUACUGGAGGUAGGGCAACAAAAUCAUUGAAAUUUCAGACUUUUAUGACCAAUGGAACAUGGAGAAGCCAUUUGGAUCAUUUCAUGGUCUCGGAAGCCAGAAACUUCUGGAAAUUCUGACAGUGCUCAGGUGCUGCAAUUGGAAUCACACAACCCAAGUUUACAUUAUAGGGCAAUAAAAUGGUGGUUGGCUACAGUAACUACCAGUUCAGGGACUCUAUCGAGCUCAUACUUGUGUGUAAGAAAACCACUGGCAAGAUGCAUUUCAUUUGGCUAAAGAUUAUUAAAACUAACCACUUCUGUUCACAUUAAAUCAUAUUUUUCAGAAACAUAGCACUCAUCAAUUUAUCAGUUAAACUUGAAUUUUUCUGACAUAUAUGCAAUUCCUUACCUCUCUCACCACUAAUUGUUACCUCUUUCUCAUUCCUAGGACACAAUGUUAUUUCAUUUUGUAGAUAACAUUCCAAGUGGUGAAACUUGAGGGUUCAGAAACAAAGUCUAAGGUCAGUCAAUGCUUUAGCAAUUUCUGUCUUCACCACAAGUUUAGCCCAAUCUGCUGGAAGAGUAUUGUUCGUUAUGCAGUUUCUCUUUUCUUCACAUUAACACUACUUUGUUGAAUUUAUCUUUCAUCCAGAAAAUAAAAUCUAAGAAAUUUUAGUCCUGUUCAGUCAACCAGGACAAUUAAUUUAGGUUCAAACCAAGAACACCAUAAAUGACUUAUUUAGUAGUAGAUCAGGUCCUGCUCCUUCAGAGAAAGUACAUUUAGUAAUGCAGAUACACCAAUAGGACCAAUGAAUAAAACUGAUAAGACAGAUUAGUAUGUCAUUUUCUAUGUCUUAGUUACCUCCUAAAAUCUGCGAAACAGUAUGUAUAUCUUAUUUUUUAACUCCUCUUAUUUAUUUCCCAUAGAAGAUAGUAUCUUGUUUUAAAGCACUUACUCUGUUGUAUUGUGCAUCCUUGGUUUGUAAACCCAUUUGAAGGUAGUUUUUGUAGAGAGAUCAUAAAACUCCAUCAGCCACCAGAGUGAUUCCCCUCAUCAUGAUCUGCCCUAGUAGGAAUAGGCAAGUAAGAUGAUUUAUAAAACCAUCCUAUCUGGUUUUUCAACAUUUGCUGGUACUUAUUUUAUGGGGGGGAGAUAUGAGAGAUUUUUAUCCUUAAAGCUAGCAUUUUCUAGCAUUUGUUGUCUGAGUUAUUUAUUAGAUACUACAUGCUGUCUGAAUUAUUUAUUAGAUACUAUUUAUUUAAUUUAUUUCUCCUCUCCUUUUAUUCAAAUUCUUUGGAUUCCAUAGACAUGCUUACAACCCAGCACUCCCGAAAGUUUCAUUUAGAGAAACACUCAUAAUUUUGCUGGGCAGUACUGAGUUUUGGAGUGGAGGAAAUAAAGGAAUUUGGUUCACAAUUGCUUGUAAUUAUUUGAAUGUCUUUUAAAUUAUUUAAAUUCAACUAAUGAUUUUAGAUGUUUUCCCUUCACUCUAAGAUGAAAUGGAAGGUUUAUUUUGUUUGGAAACACUGUUUAUGCCUUUGGAGAGUAUAUAGUAUCCAUGAACCAGAUCUCCCUGGAAUUGUGCAGAAGAAUUUUUAAUUGAAUUAAAAUUUAGUAAUGCAGUAUGCCGGGGAAGAUUCUGCUCUUCAAACUGGAGUAGUUUCAUUGUUCUGUGGACUUUUUCAGAUAAAAUGAAGCAGGUGUUUAAAUCUUUUGUUUAAAAAAAUGACUGGUUUUCCUCCCUUUUUUCUAGCAGAAAUAAAGCUGUGAGUUUUAUUAGA